This is a messenger RNA of Porites lobata, 15220 nucleotides long. The record is from the annotation of a GenBank genome assembly. Lineage: Eukaryota; Metazoa; Cnidaria; Anthozoa; Scleractinia; Poritidae.
GUCUUUCAAACUGGCUGACGUGAAUUGCAGGUACCAGUAAAACAACUUUUGCCGCGCUUUUUGCGCGGUUAUCUUGUUUCUCUAUCGAAUCCUUUUACAAGAAUACAUAAUCGCUGCAUUGUCUUCAAACUGAGCGAGUUGUUCGUGUUUUAUAUCGAAUCCUUUAGGGUAUGAUCGGCCAUCAAGCAAACCUUGAAACCUGCUACAGUGCAAUUUGGAGAAGAGAGCUGAGAAGCUCUAUUAGAGUACAUACUGUGUAAGUAUACAUUUGCUUUCCAGCCGACGUUAACGUUAAAACUACAAUAAGUAUACCUCCUAUCUGGAUACAUUUUGAAAUGAGAAUUGGAUUUGCUUCUCACAUGGGCAUAUUGUGUUUUGCAUUUUGAUCUGCAUAUGAUGAGCGCGAGUGCGACGGCCUUUGCAACAAUAAAACGGUUUAUCACAUUUAGACUGCUGGAAAACCGAAUUUAUGAAAACAGGCUAGAAUACGCUUACAGUGCUCGCCGUUUUCUGCCACUGAUUUCACUUAACGUUUUUGGCGGACGAAUUAACCAACCACUGAAAAAAAACGAUCACUCACAUUGCAGAUUGGAGGCCGGUGGGGGGGGGUCAACUUAGUUGCUUGAACGAAUUGAAAUGUAGAAUGCACGAGGGGAGCGAGGGGAGAAGACAGCAACUUAACUUAAGUGUGUGUUUGUGUGUUAUGUUGUCCACCAUUUUUGUCUGUACUUUAAGGAAAGCAAGUUUUUGUGAACACUGCAACUGUUGACUGAGUUCCUUACAUUCCAUGUGUUGAUUUAUUCCUCUGGAAGGUCAAGCAUUCAAGCAAGCUCAAGCACAGUAGAGAAAAUGCAAAUAUCAACUGUCAAACAUGGAAAUUUUCGAGCAGAAUGAAGAUGUCUGACCAAGGUAAGACUGAUUUCAGACUAAGCGGCCAAAAACUGCUUCCCCAGUUUAAACGAAGUACGGGAUCGUUACUUGUACUCACUCAACCAUCACGGGAUUGCUUUAACCCGAAUAAACCACGCUCCAUUCAUGUGCCGACCUUUAUUUAAAAUUAAACUUACAACAUCAGGACGUCGAAAUAUGGAGUACUUAGAUCGAAUCAAAUUAUCAAUAUUAAUGAAAGGAAGACGUAAAAUUGAAAAUUAUGGAUUCAGGGCAUAGGGUUAUAGCCUACGGACUUGUCACUCGGGAUUAGCCUGUCUGCGACUGUUGUAUCAAUUGCAUUGUGCGAUAUAGCAUGUUCCAGGCGUUCAGAUAGUGGGGAGCGGUGCAAAGUAAAAGGGAGCGCGAAAAAGUAAAAGCGAGGGAGGAGGAGAGGUGAGAGAGGGAACGCCUGUUAGAUUUGUUUUAAAUAGACUCUUCCGCCCAGUCAGACGGCAUCAGCUGUAGGUGGUCUUCACUUGUCAAUCAAGACUGGUGUUACAGCCCGAUGCAUUUAUUAUUUUUCUUGCGAAUAAAUCGAAGUUUGUCAGAUCAAAAAUUAAUAUUAUGUAUACAUAAUCUUACUGAAAACCCAAUGUAAGACUUUCAGACAAUAGAAGGCGGGAGAAGUAUUCAUGUAUAAUGAAUUUAUUUACGGCUUUAAAAACAUGAUUUCAGCGUGUACGUGACAAAAAAUUAUGAAUCAAGUGACAAACAAAUAUCGCUCAUUUCGAUAGAAAGCCGUUUCAAUACAGAUCGUUAACUCAAGCAAUGAAAAUGCACAACAAUUGAAGGGAAAAUUUACUAUUCGGUGAUUGAGUGGACCUCGUCAAUAGCGAUAGCGGCAACUUGCUUUCCAAGCUUUUCUUUUUGAAGUCCUUUUGUCCAUUCACUAGACAACCACGAUUUGGCACUUCAGUAAACAAUUUCACAGCUUCCACUUUUAACGGCUUCAUCCAUAUCUUCUCCCAUCAUUGCCGCCGCUACUCCGAUCUGACUUGUUCAAAUAUUCCACUUGGUCCAUGAUGGUAAUCAACGGAGUUACCACAACAAUCGUAAAUGGCAUUCUAUCCUGCCUUCAUUCCAACGCACGCUUUAUUCGAGGAAAAAACUGGAAAAUAAGAAUUUUUCAAAAGCCAGUCGGUGAGAAAUUGCUAAGACAUCUAUCCUACCGACUACGUGUUUUAAACAGUUUCUUUGCUUUUCGCUUUUAGCCUCCACGUUUGGAAAGUCACUCAGCGUUGUGUUUGUUGCGAGUUUGAAUUCUGCGUGACGGCACGUAGAGUCUGUCAUAACGGCCAUAUCGCAUUUCUCGCUGUGAUCGAAGACGCUCCACUGUUGACAAAAACUGUCAAAAUCAACCAAUCAGAGGGUAUACCAGGAUCUGGUAUACCGGAACGCACUUUUGUUAAGAAUUCUUACAAGCGUUCCCGCACCUCUCUCCUCAGUCCCCCUCUACUUUUCAUCGCUUUCUCUACUCCACACCGCUCUCCACUAUCUGAACGCUUGGAACAGGCUAUGUGCAAUAAUGCGAUAGCUUUUGCUGUCUAACUUAACGUUGCGUGCCGUGACCGGAAGUACCGAGUGAGAAAACCUGAUUCGAAAGUGCUAUUCUACCGUACCUAAUUCAUCAGUGGAGCGGCGUUUACACGCUUGGCCACUGUCCGAAAUAAUGAUCCACACUCUUUUUUUUUUUAACUAAACUAAAAACUUUCUACAAGCAGAACCGAGAACUACUCAAGUUUGCGUAAAAAGAACACAGAGGGUGCCUGGACAGCUCGUUCAGCCAAGUUGAUAUCAUUGUAUCUUGCUAAUCAGUGAGUCUAAAAGACCAUUUUUGAUUUAUUAAAGUGCAUACUUGGCUCUAGCCUGAAUUUCAUCCGAUUGCUUCGAGUCGUUUUUUCCUCUCAGCAACGUCUGAAUAGACCAGCCGUUAAUGUCGUCCAGUGACGUCACUACUACCCGAAAACCGGGUAGUGAUUUUGAUUGGUUGAUUGCCUAAAUUUUCGCAUAAUUAUGUAUAAUUAUGAGAAAUUUUAUAAUUAUGAAACAUUUUAACGGGAUGUCGCUUGAUAUUCAGCGGAUCGCAUCAGCGGCAAGGUUUUUCAUUUAGAGCCGCUUUGUGGUUUCCGCCGUGAUUUUGUUUAUGCGAAGUUUCUGAGACCAGUGUCAUGUUGUCAUUCGACCUUCUUGCUAUUUUCACCGUCAAGUGUAAUGAUUAUAUACUGUCAGCUUUUCUGCCUUGUUUUCUUUUUUAUUCGUUAAGGACCAAUGGCUUCUUUUCAAUAAAAGGAAAUUGUUGUGUUUUUGAACUAAGUGUUCCGUGUGUGUAUUUAUUUCAUUGCGUGAUUGCGACCGACUUUGAAUUACAACCGGUUCAGAGUACUGCAUGCUUGAUGGUUUGAACGUUAAACAUGAAUUACGAUCGAAAAGAGUAAAGCAAUUCUGUCAGCUGUUCUGUAUCAUGUAGACAUUUCCAAGCGAUAUUUCUUGGUUCGCCACUUGAAAAUCGUGUUUUACUUUUUGCAUGAAUUAAAGCAAAGGGGUAGUGACGUCACUGGACGGCAUUAACGGUCGGUCGAUUCAGACGUUUCUGAGGGAGUAAUAACGACUCGAAGUAACCGGAUGAAAUUCGGGCCAACUUGGCUGGGAGGCUUGGGGGAAUAAAACAGAAGAAAUGUAUUGUUCAUUGCUCAAGCCUCAAGAUGAUUUCUUUUGUUUUAUUCCCCAAGCCCUCGUAGCCAAGUGUGAAUUUCACUGUCUGUUGAUCACUAAAAGUAUUUGAAGUAGAGUUAUUACACAAAUAGGUUUCCAAGCUACUGAAUUGUACCAUCCAUAGUCAAAUACAGAUCUUAAUAAUUGCAUUGAUUAAUGUUUAAAGAAGAUAGAAAAAUGUAAUCUGUUUAAUAAGAUACGAGAAGCAAUAAAGCGGGGGGUGUUCAUGUUCGAGGCAGCCAGCUGUUUGCUACAGUUAUUAAUAACUGCUACCACGAUCGUAAUCGUUUGCAGGUGAUCCCAUUCAAGAUGAGACAAGCCCAGUUGUGGUCCAUUUUUCCAUUUCCGAAGAUAAAGUCUGCAACACUCCACCGGGAGGAGACUGUAACGGAGUAUAUUAUUGGAGAGCUCCAGAUUUCAUGGAUGGCUCCCUUUUCGUCGACCUUUUGACGGAAAUUGUCGAUGCAAUCUCAGAUAGGGAUUCACAAAGGUUUCUUGAACUCCUUGAGCCUUCUCAAACGUCGUGGACCGAGCUGCGACGGUGGAACCGGAGGCGUAAACAGUGGUUUAGCGUCAGUGACGACGACGUGUCAUUGAGAGUGCGGGAAGUGUGCUCAACCUUCAGUACCCCUGGAGACUUCAUUUCUCUUUUCCCACCUGAAGGGGAUUUUGGUAUCUUAAGUGCUGACGUCCUUAUUAACAACGACUCGGACCCCUCUGGGGAGAUUCGGAAAUGCAUUAAUCAGAAUAUUGCUUCCGACAUUGCUGCCGAUAUUGCGUUGUGUGGUGAGGAGUUUGAGAGCGCCGAGGAAACCGAGGAGAGGCAAGAUGUCUGUGUGGACGAUACAUAUCCGUCAGAUGAAGAAGAAGAGAUUGACGAAGUGCAAGAAUCUAAUCCUGAGAAGCCAUGCUAUUAUCCAUCACAGAUAGAAAUGGCAACUAUUCUGAAGAAACGAAUUGACACAAUUAUGUGGCAUUACCACAACAUCGCUAAGCUGAGCGACGCUUUCGACGACGUAGAGUUUGCAGUCUACACAGCAAGGUACCGGAUGCUUAGCGAUCAGACCGAGAAAAGGAUCUGUCACCCUGACGCUGGUGUCCUAUCGAAACAAGAACUCAAGUCACGUAAAGAGUGGAAUGGAAAGAAGAGAAUGUUCAUGUAUGUUCGAAGCGCGGAAACUGACAUGCAUUUUGAGCAGCUAAGAAAAGACGUCCAAGAAAAGGCAAGAACUCUUUUUAUCAUUAUUGCUGAUGAGUGCCAUUGGGGAAUAACAAAAGACAAAGACCAGAAACCAUCGGCACAUAAUCUGUUCAUCAAUGAAUGGUGUAAGGAAAACUCUCCCAGAAAUGUGGUCGUAGUUCAAAUCUCGGCAACACCUUUUAACCUUUUAACGCAGAACUCCCGCCUUCCUGAAGUACGUUGCCUAAUUCUCUACGAGAGUAUUUCUACCGUGCGAAACAAUCAUUACGAAGCUGGCGAUCUCUUGGUUUUAGAAAGUGAACCUGAGACUGAAAAACAUGACUUUGCAAAACCAACUUCCAAGGAAGUAGAACUUCAUGUUGUCCACUGGUCGGAGGUAGAGUUGAAGAACUUUGAAAGGGGAAUGCGAAUGAAACUCAAGUCAACAUUAACUGUUGAACGUUCUCCACACCCGCGAUACCUUCAUGUUUCGACGGAGGGGAAACUGGGCGUCGUAUACAAUGAAAGUGAUGCCACUGACUUUGAAGUACAGGGGAGUCAAGGUAUCGUGACAAUCAAGGCCAUUUUAAACGAAGGGAAGGUCCGUACACUGACCGGAGACUCGCACGGAAUGCUGGAAACCAUUGUUAACCCUCAGGAGUCAGCUAUGUUUGAGGUAAAGUUGGACUUUGGCGUUGGAGUUGCGGCGUUUUCUUGCAGUGACAGGAGAGAUCUCUAUUUAGCAGUCGACGACAAAGAUAACGUUUUGCUGCAAUCAGCUAGAAUUGAAAGAAAAUGUGGUGUGUCUAUUAUGAAAGCCAAACACGACUUGGGUCGCGUUUCAUUCGAAUUUUACAUUGAUCAAUGUGGACCAGCAGAAGUUGACUUGGUUGAACAACAGUACAUGAGUUUAAACUACUAUCUGAGCACUAUGACCUGUGGUAAAAGGAGUGAUCAAAAGAUUCGUCAGGACAAGUUUUUUCAAGGGAUCGUGGACACGGCAAAAAGACAAAACAAGCGGUGCACACCCCACUCAUCAUCCCUCAAAAUAGAUGCCCUUCUAUGCGCGGAGUACUGCUACUACCUUCUUCUAUUUGGCACAUACACCAGCGAUGACAAAAUCCGACAGGCACUUAUCAAUGGCACAGGAGAAUCUCCCGCUGAUCAGUUUACUGAAAAGGUUCGUUCUUUCAGAGACGAACUCGUGAAUAACGCAAAGUACAUUCACCACGAAGCCUUUGAGUUGGUUGUGAGAAAAUGUUGCGGCGAGGUGAAAGAAACUUUGAUAGAAAAUGUGAAAAAAUUCUCAAGAUCCCAAAAACAAAACAGAUCAACUGGUAAAGUGGACUCUACUCAAAAUUUAGAAACAGAAUUUGUUGCCUGUCUGAUGCACUUGUCUCGGGAAGAUCUAAAAACUAUCAUGGAAGAUCCCCUCAUGAAUGGUAUUCUAAAAGAGAUCAAAACGUCACUAAAGCAAAACAACUGCCACAAGAUGAUUGAAAUCUGGAGGGGUGUUGUCCGGCAGUACGAAACAGGAUUUCUUGUAGAAAGCCUAAUCCAGAGUGGCAAAGGGAAAUCCGGUAAGAUGAAAAUUGUACGAGCAAAAAGCAUGGAAACCGCCGAUCAGUUUUACCACACCCUUAAAUUGGCCCGGAAACUAUCUUCCUUGGAGAAGUCAUUUGAGAUCAUAAGAGAUUAUGGCGGAAUCCAAAUCGAGAAACAGAUGAUGAAAUCAUCAAGUCCUUUCUUCCUUAAGCUCCAGCCAAGGGAAUGCCAGUUUAAAUUUGACUGCCGUUGCAGUGAGCUUGAGCUUCGCCCCGGUCGCAAGAAGUGUACCAAUUGUCAACACGUGCACAAGUCAAUCACUCAGUAUGAAGACUUAGAAAACUUGGCGUGUGUCCUCAUCCUGGUUGAUAAAGGUCGCAUGGGGGACACAUUUCCCCAUAGCUUUGAUUGCCUUGACCUUCGACUAAACUAUGACAGUAGUCGGGAAUUCAAAGAGGGCUCACCACUUUUUUUAUCGACUGUCAUUCAAGAACUUGGAAGAAUGUGCCGUUAUGCAAAGGCAUCAACCCGAGAAUCACGUGAUCAGUACACUCCUUAUGUGUUGGUUGGAAGGGAGCUUUUCAAAAGGCUUGGUGAAUCAUUGAAACGUUCCCCCGCAAUGAGCACAAUUUCUUGUACCAGAGCUGAUCGGUACAUGUCAACCUCCAAAAGCAAACGCGAGACAUCAUCUUCACUGCGUUGGUUGGACUAUGAAGCUCAUAAGGAUAGCUAUGAUUACGGCAACAAGCAAACAUAUUGCAACAGAAUACUUCUCCAAGCUGAACCCCAGAUCGGCAAGACAGGUACCUAUCUUUGCCUCGUUAAGCAGCUUAGACAAGAUAUUCUUGGAAAAGAAAAGAUGCCUCUGACACAAACUACCGCUUUUGAUGAAGGCAGCUUUUAUCUCCAUGAACAAUGCGACUCCCUUGACGAUACAAUAGAAAGCAGCGUGGAAAGCGAUGAAAACUGGCAAUUUCCCUAUUGGAAGACGAUCGAGAACUCUCCCAGCCUUUAUGAAAAAGCGGUGGGACAGGGGAAGUAUUCAAUUGGUGGGCUCUUCUACACUCAUGACAUCGAAGAUAGUCCGUUCUUCCUAAUGAAUCGAGAAAAGAAGAAGCCAAUCAAGUCAAUUCUCAAUUAUCAGAGAUUGCUAUCAAGAAAUUGUGCAGAUGGUGUUCGCGCAUGGCAUUGGCACCACUUUGAGAACUGUGUUGAAUGCGGAAGACUACUUCAAGGAGAGCGGCCAGUUUUGGAGACGCUUGAAGUAACCAUAGAUGGCGCUCCAGUAGAGGUCACUUGUUCAAUUCCCACCAGCAGUCUAGCACACAAUUACCUGCGAGGUCAUCUCAGGAGUUUUAGGUCAGUGGAAGGGUCCUGGACCGAGUUCAACUGCCCUGGAGUGACCUCGCUGUCUUAUUGGAUAUUCCAUCCCUCUCACAGAGAUGAUCCGCGGAAGUGUCUUCUAAACUAUCAUCACGUGAUGCAAGAAGAAAACCAAGUAGCUAGUUAUCUGCAAGUUGCUGUGGUUCGAAGUGAAAUGUUCCAGGCCUACAAAUCUACCUGGGGGAAGGUGAUUGCAAUAUUUCAGCUGCCAGAUGAGCUACCGAACUGCGAAGUUGGACCGAGUGAAGGAGGUGUGGGUUACGCGAGGUUGUUUAUUCAGAAAAUUGCAUUUGCUCUAAAGCUGGAAUACAUUUUUGUGAUUGAUGACAAUGUGGCCUUGAUGUCCGAAGCAGUGUUGAGGUCAGACGAAGGAACAACAACAGGUCAGAGCGUUGUCAGAGAUGAGAAUGGAGUGAUGAAGAUGGAACGAUGUUCUUUCUUAAGACCUCUCACUUACCUUCAGAAUAUUGCAAGCGGAAAGGGCAAUCCACCCGAUGAAAGAAUACAAUACGAGCCACAUCCUUUAAAGGAUCAUCCCGAGGGACAACAGUUUCCCCUGUAUACGUAUACAGGCCCCGCGAAGUUGUUUGACAGCCCUUUCAAGAGUUAUGGCAUUCUAGGUCUUCUCAGAAGUGUCCCCAUAUCGGUCAGGCCAUUUGCGAAGACCCAGGUUUAUGCUGCUGUUUUGUUGAAUGUCAAAAGCACGGUGGAAAAGAAAGUGUUUUAUCGACCAUGGCCGUGUUGGGAAGACUUACGCUUCAACGACGAUUGCGACAAAGCUGAUUUAUGGGUAGUGAAAUGUAAUCGCUUUCUUUUUCACAAAGUCCAAUACAACGACUGGAUCAAGGAUCUCGCACGUCCGACUAUUUUUGUAUGGAAAAAAGAUAGCUUUCUGGAAAAACGACCACUUGCUAGUGAGCUGCCAAAAGUUGUUGAGGAGGAAAUCAUCUUGGACCACCUCCGCAGCUUUGUCAACACUAAGGGCCAUGAGAAUUGCUUCAAAGGACAGAUUGGAUAUGAUCGGCCGGACGAUUGUGAGGACCAACUCUCCCCCACAAAAAUUGUUGACAGUCUUGACCUUCAGAACUACGAAUGGAAGGAGCUCGGUUCCACUGAUGAAGUUCCAGUCCUUAUUGUGUCGUACUGUGCUUCAGUUGCUAAUCGGAAGACCAGAGACAUGAUGCUUUUGAUUUCAGCGUUUUGUGCAGCCCAAGAAAAGAUUAUUUUCAUCACGAGUGCUGAAGAUGCAUUAGAAAGGUGGUCCGGGUUGACUCUGGCAACCAUAGCGUCCCACAAUGGAAUUUGCCUCACUUCCGAAAUGAGCGACAGAUGUGGUCGGUUUUCCAUUUUGUCUGCCGCUGACCCUAGAAGACAUCAUUUACGGUGGAUUGUGAUCGAAGCAUCCUUCUCCAAAGAAGAUGGCAUGAUUCUGGAAGAAUUAAAUGUAGCUGUUGAAAGAAACGUCUCUGAAAAUGCCACAAAAGCGGACGAAAGUAUCCUUGCUGAUCAUCAGCAACACUUCAGUGGAGAAAGAACGAAAGCGUCUGAAGAGGGAUCUCUCAGGACAAAGAGUAAAGGAAUUGUGGAUGUAGGAUCGUCCCACCAACCACUGUUAAGAAGAGAUUCAGGUACCACAGAAUCCCUUAGUGCAAACCGUUCUCGUCAUGAAAUCUCAUGCCUUAAAAGGCCUUUUCAUGAAACUCUAGACCCAUUUGGUCAGGAAUGUUCGAGUGUCAAGAAAUCCCUUGAAGAAGUCACCUGUCAAAAAUCAUCUUUUCUCCCCUCACACACUUUACGUCAUGAUUCACCUAAUGCAAAGCAAAAAAUUGUUGAAGAGUCUCCAAGCAAGCGACGAAAAAUUUUUGAUUACUUUGGCCAGAAAAUUAACCAAACACGCGACGAACAGAGUGUCAAAAAAACGUUUGAAAAGGGAGGGACAGCCGGAGAGUCAUCCAAUGGCAGGAAAGUGGAAAGAAAGAGAUUAAGUGUGGACGACAGAGGAGAGAGUAACAGCAAUUGGAAUGAACACAGUGAAGCCAUUUCGGAAACAGAACAAUCAAAAGUAAAAAAGAAAAAGCAACUCAAGACUGAAAGUAAUCAGAAAAGUAGAAACCCUAUUCAUACUGGCCACGAGAGCAUGCUGAGGAGCGAAGAAGACAAGCACAUGGCGUUCACAUCUUCUCAACAUGAUAUGCGUGAUGUAUAUGUUGUGAACGAGAACGGCGAAGAGACGUCGAGUGGCAAGAAAGUGAAAAAAAAGAAAAGUGGGAGCGAAAGCAGUGAAGAGCGUAACAGAAAAGGAAGUAAAAAUGAUGAAGCCACUUCGGGAAACGAACAGCCACAAGUGAGAAAGAAAAAGAAAAAGGAAUUCAAAAGUGAAAGUAGCCAGAAAAUUAGGAGCCCCACUCAUGCUUUUCAAGGUCAAGAGAUAAUGCCAAAGAACAAAGAGGGCAAGCAGAAGGCAUCUACUUCUUCGCUACGUGAAGAAACUGAUGAAGAUGUAGAAACCACAUCUAAUGCUAGCAGCCAAACAAGCACAUAUUCCAUACAAGGGGAGGACACAGAAUGGCUCAGUGUACCAGAUACGAACAGUGCUGAUGAUGUUGCAAGUAACAGCGAUUUUAAUACAUGUUUCCUACGUAGAACUUCGACUUCAAGAAAUCAAAACGCCGAAAAAAUGUCAUUGUACAUGGAGGGAACUAACGAGGUCACAGCAGUUAUUGUUAACCUUUGGAAUCAACGCAAACAGAUGGAAAAACGAGAGGAUCUUUCAAAAGGACACGUUGAAAAAAGUCUCGAUUGCUUUGUAAAAGGGAAUUUGGAGAGAAAAGACCAACAUGGCUACAAUGCACUUUUAAAGGCGUGUUCCUUGCCUGGUAUGAGUCCUCAUGUAAUGCAGCACCUGAUAGUCGUUGAAAAAGUGGACUUAAACUGUAGGCUUCCAGAUGACUUUGACGAGCACCAUCCCUCAGCCAAAGGGCUAAUUCCAGGAAUGUCCGCACUGUCAGUGGCAAUAAGGAGACAAAAUAUAAGCUGCAUAUCAACCUUCAAAAGACGAGAACCAGAAAUCAAAGUACGAGACGCUGACCAGGAGAGGAACACUGCCUUGCAUCACUGUGUUGCAUCGGCAUCGAAAGGAGCAUUCCAGAAGCUGUUCCCCCUUUAUAAACAAUUAGACUGGAAAGAAAUGUUUAACAGCGAACGGAAAAGUCCUCUGCACAUUGCACAGAAGUUGGAAAUGGACAGUACUGGAAAAAAGAAGCAAGCACUAGGAUACAUUCUUGAGCAAAUGAAGGGAAGUAGCCGUUCAGAUGAAUUCAGGUAUAUUGUAAUUGAGUGUAGCAAAAGAUAACUGAAAUUAUUUUUUCGAUCAUUAUGUUAGAGUUUUGCCUGCUUCUUUGUUAAAGAGGUUAUAACCAAAGGAUACCGGAAAUCCUCUAUUUCGCCCCUCCCACCCCCCCUCUGGAGAAUGUUUGAGGAGAGGAAUUAUUUAAUUCUAUUCAUUAUUCAGCAGAACGUAGCGUUUUGUGGAAAAGCGUUUGAGAUCUUGAGCCCCAGACCAAAACAAAUCCGAACUUCCAGUACGUAAAUACGGUAUCAGUUUACGUCAAGUCAGGGUCGUAACAUGAAUGGGCUCAUGAAAAUGGACUAUCAAUUCAUUCAGGGAUCAGCAGAAGCCCAAAUCAGGGAUCAGAUUUAUUACACGGUCUAAAACCCUCUUAUCACAAUAUUUUUCCGCAUAAUAAGGUUUGUGUCCAUAGAAUUUCCUGGCCAAGUUACAUUACCCAUUCUUGCUUCCAGCUGACGGCAGUUCCUGUCAUACGAAGUCCUGGUUGUUUGACCAAAACAUGGUAUCAUAUUCUUAAUUUAUUAAUUGUUGAGGGCACCGGAAUAUGAAUCUCAAGUCACUUUUCUCGCUUUGUAACGCAACUCCUCAACGCUCUGUCAAUGCCAGAAGGCAGAGAAAGGGAUUUUACAUAUCUUUUUUGGCGAGAAAUGGGGAAGAAGAAAAAGGACAAAAAGAAAUCCUGUGACAGAGAAAGGUACGUAAGUACUUCCUGGACUGAUUUACUCCUGGUAAGGGUCCAAGCAUAGAGUUUUUCGGCCGAUCAAACAUAACAAUAUACCGCCAGGACAAUAUACAAACCGAUUCGUUAAAAGCGGAAUUUACUGCAUAGGUCCCGAUUGUCUCAUCGCCUCAAGCAAGUCAUAAGGCGACUAUAAAUCGAGGUUCGUAUUUUUGACCAGUAACUUAACUCUUAAAAAGUGCUUAAAUAAUUAGUCAGAAUAGACGUCAAUCGGUUCACCUACCAGUACUAGUUUUGGACCGGGAAAGUGGACACAUUCCAUUUCUGUAUAACUGAUAAAUGCUUGUUUACAGUGUAGCCCAACGACUUACCUCGAAAUAAAAGUAACCCUUCAAUUUUAACAAAUCAAGUAGCAGAGUCUGCAGAAACUAAAUAUAUUAUAGCCUCAGCAUGAAGGGCCACCAGUAAGGGGCCCACUAUUUGAUUUUUGAGCCGGGGAUGGGUUAUUUUUUUUUCGUGCAAGAUUUUUUCAGACCUCAUUCGUGCAGUGGCUAUUUUGUUUUGCACAAAAUUUACAGAUCUUAGUGAUAAUAUUGAUCUGCAAGAAUUUUUUCGGUCCUUUGGGCUAUUCGGCCUCGGCUUAUGUAACGGUUGGCCACGAAAGAUAUCACCACCUUAGAUUUGGAGCCUGAAUUUUUUAGUGGAGAGAGAACACCCGCUCUGAACGACUACGCAUCACGGCGGCCCAGCUGCCUUUUUAGAAUCAAUAGAGAGGCUCUACCAAUCCUCAUUUAUCUUUUAUACUGGUCCUCGAAGCCAUUACACACAGAAAAGCUGGGUCCAAAGGCACCGGAAUGGCUUCGAAAGUUGCACGGCAAGAGUAAACGUUAAGGAGGAUAUGGACGAGGAAACGAGCGUGGAGGAAAGGAGCGAUACGACGGGGUGUACGACAGCAACGAACGAGAGGGAAGACCAAAGGAAGAGCUGGUACACUUCCACUUGCUCUGAGUAUGUUCAGAAGGAAUGCGUCGGCACAUGGAGAUGAAGGACAAACUACACUUCAUAUGAGAUUAUCUAUUCAAAAGGCGACAUAGUUGCUCUCAAGCACAAUUACAAGAGGUAUAUCAUUCCUUUGUUUUGAAAGAUCUCCACCAUAACGGUGACGCAUUCCUGGAAGAUCACAUGGGUUUGAGAUGGCUGGAACAGUCAGAAGAAGAUCCCCUUGUAUACCACCGUGACGAAAGAAAUUCACCUAAGUGUAUCAUCAGGAAAGUUCGAAUAAUAAAAGAUGGAAACAACUUCUGUUUGAGCUGCCUUGAUGAAAUUUUUGGUUGCAAGAGUCUCUUUGGAAAUAAAACAUCUGUGACCCACACAGCUCGGACAAUGAUUAACUGGACAAGUUAAAGCAGAUGUUCGUAUGGGACAGGUUGGAAAGCUCAGUUUACAGUGACGUUAACUCAACCGGGGACCAACCAGCGCUAGCUGUGUUUACUCUUUGACUAAAUUGUUUUAUUCGAAUUUUGAAUCCAAUGCUGUCUUGUGAUUAAAACCUCCGGGUAAUGAAACACUGAAAAUAAACCUUGUAAAUACCAUUUAAUCUGAAAAAUCAAGAUUCCGCCGCAAGAUCUUUCAAGAUGUACGAUACUUAAAGGGAAGUGGACUACUUUUAAUGUAUAAAUUAACAAUAACUUACAUUUGGUAUCUUACUAAAGGGGUUAAUGUUUUUCAUCAGCCCAUUUGAGCAUGUUCUAUAUUCUAUAUUUGGAGAUAAACAAAGUUGUCUAAUGGAUGGGAUCAUUUUCUUUAUCAGGGCUCAGGGAUCAAAAUGUUGGGGAAAAUGGGGCUCAGGGAUCAAAAUAACUUCAAUGGGUCCUGGAUAUACCAUGUUACGACCCUGUCAAGUGCUACAGUUGUGAAUGCGGUGAUUAAUCAAUAUAAGGGGGGGGGGGCUAAAUAACUUUCCCUUGAAAAGGGCGAAAAGGGGGGGGUUAAUAGAGAGACGAGUGCUUAAGAGAUAAACUGCAAAACAGUCGGUUUUCUUCUCAAAAAUAGUGAAUAAAGGUUAAGUGUGGCGCAAGAGUCUUACGCGCGCCAAGCGCGCGGGCCUCACUCGCCCUACGGCGUGUGAGGCGAGAGAGCGUCUUUCCCUAGUCUCGCUCACUGUUUUCACCCUCGUUCCAGACCUUUAAUUUGACUGCUCGCGCGUACUUGAAUACGCAAAAAUACGGACUGUUUUACAGUCUACUUAAUAGAGGAUUUAUUUAGUAUUUCAAGAAAUCACCUUCCUGCACGAACUAGGGAGAAUCCACAACGAUUUUCACCGGUUUUCACCGUUUAUGACAAAAGCGGGUCAGAUUUUAAACAAUGAAAGGACACCUUAACGUUAUUGAAGAUAAUACCUAGGGUGCACGACCCAAAUCCCCUUUGAAACUCUUGUCUUCAGAACUGUUCUCGUUUUCUCCUGGGUCUGCAGGAUAUAAACUACCAUGUGGCAUGAAAGUUAUGAGGAUGUUUAAAUUCGCGGAUGGUUUUACAUUGGUUCUCGGGAGCCAAAUAAGGCGCAUUUUGAGACUCUGGGUUUUUCCGACGAGCCACGAUCGCUUUUAAUGAGACGACGAUCUUAGAUUUUUGUCGUCGUCGUGCUUGCUAGUAGCGUUACCACGCAAAAAAUUACUUGAUAUGUGACAAUUAACUGACGAUUUUUCCGAAAACACCCGAAGAAAACGACGCUCGCAGGUACCCAUAGAGAGGCUCAAUUUUAUUAGAUUUCAUGCCUUAAGGGCAUAAAUGUGUCGCCGCGGAUUCUUCGCUAGUUUAGAAAACCUGUAAAGAAAAUGUCGUGAGUUAACACGAAGCUAGUGUGAUUUUGUCCUUUUCGAGUAUUUCCUUGGUUAACGCUAAUAAGUCCCUUGGCGAAUAAGGGCACGGCAAUAAUAGCCGGCGACCUAUAUGAUUACGUCAUUGAGUACCAGUACACUCUUUGAAAUAACAAAUUGAAUAACACAACCUCUUUAACUGCACGGCAAAGUAUAACCCGGUACUAUCCUGCAAGCAGGCUCUCCUAUUUAAAGGUGAUGCUACACGGGACGAUUUGCAACGACGAUUUUUAACGAAACACAGCAUAACAGCAUUGUUGUAACAUUGUUUCGAAUGGUUGCAACAUUGUUCCAACAUUGCAACGCUGUGUUGCGCAGAAAAUCGUCGUUGCAAAUCGUCUCGUGUAACAUCACCUCAAGCGAGCGUCGCUAGCCGCGCGAGAACACGCGAGCGAGCGGCGCUCCCAGCCCCCGCUUUCGCGUCUACUUUUCACCAUAUUCCCUUCAAUUGAGAGCUUGCUCGCAGGCUAACCCGGUAACAGAACUUGCAAACGCGUUUUCUGUACGUUUUCUCACGUUUUUCCAUUAGUUGCAGUGUUAUAUCGUCUGACGAAGAAGACAAGUGA